Messenger RNA from Alternaria hordeiaustralica, 639 nucleotides. RefSeq lists its product as uncharacterized. NCBI's taxonomy places the organism in Eukaryota, Fungi, Ascomycota, Dothideomycetes, Pleosporales, Pleosporaceae. The record is from RefSeq and is a predicted model, not a curated record. The transcript is spliced from 2 exons. The coding region runs from base 1 to 639 and encodes 212 amino acids.
AUGUUUUCACCUGACGGAGCUUUCAUCAACACGAGCGAGAUACUCAGCGAUGCCGAGGCUCAAGCAAUCCACAACAGAGUUCAGGACGAGGUUGCCGCUGGUAAUAUUGCUGACGGACGUGUGGGAAAGUUCAAAAACGAUCCUCAAUUCGCAGCAGCUAAAGCAUAUACCGAUUCAGAGGUUUCCAAGCGACUGACCGCGGCUAUUUUACAGGCUGAGGUUGAAGCUAGGGCCGGACAGGGAGAUGAGGAUGCAGCUGACUCAUUGAAUGAUUCUGAAGCAUCUGCAACACGACUACUGGAACAGUACAAAGGUUUUGUCCUCUCCAAGCUGGCUUUAUCAGAGAAAGUUCAGAGCCAGAUACGCGGGCUGUUUCAAAAGUACGGUUGGCCAACAGUCUGGCAGUCUCUUGACUCAAUCGAGGGCUGCGAAGGCGGGCUGAAUUGGGGGUGGCAGGCCGUGGAUGAUCAGCUACUCUUGACGCUGAGGAGGAGGGAAUUGCUGAAGAUUGAGGAUUUGGCUGAGUACAUCUUCAUUGGUAUGAGGGCUAGUCAGUGUCUUGCGCAGUAUAAAGCUCUGGAUAAAGCUCGGCCAAGGGGGCGGGAUGGAGGCGAGCUCGAGGGUGAGAUUCAGGAAUAG